This is a messenger RNA of Elgaria multicarinata webbii, 2078 nucleotides long. RefSeq names its product anaphase promoting complex subunit 7 (gene ANAPC7). Gene Ontology annotation, biological process: cell division; positive regulation of mitotic metaphase/anaphase transition; protein ubiquitination. NCBI's taxonomy places the organism in Eukaryota, Metazoa, Chordata, Lepidosauria, Squamata, Anguidae. Bases 41 to 1738 code for a protein of 565 amino acids. Gene Ontology annotation, cellular component: anaphase-promoting complex. The record is from RefSeq and is a predicted model, not a curated record. The transcript has 11 exons. Gene Ontology annotation, molecular function: protein binding.
CGCCGCCUUUCCUCGCCUCCCUUUCGGCUCGCCCGCGGCCAUGAGCGUGGUGGAUCAUGUGCGGGAGAUGGCGGCCGCCGGGCUCCACUCCAACGUGCGGCUCCUCAGCGGGCUCCUGCUCACCAUGAGCGGCAACAACCCUGAGUUGUUUUCCCCGUCGCAGAAGUAUCAGCUUCUUGUGUAUCACGCAGAUUCUCUCUUCCAUGACAAGGAAUACCGAAAUGCCGUCAGUAAGUAUACCAUGGCUUUGCAGCAGAAGAAAGCGCUGAGUAAAACUUCGAAAGUCAGACCUUCAACUGGGAACGCGGCGUCUACUCCUCAGAGCCAGUGUCUGCCUUCUGAAAUCGAAGUGAAAUACAAAAUGGCAGAGUGCUAUACAAUGUUGAAGCAAGACAAAGAUGCCAUCGCUAUACUUGAUGGAAUCCCUUCAAGACAGAGAACCCCUAAGAUUAACAUGAUGCUGGCAAACUUGUACAAGAAGGCAGGCCAGGAACGCUCCUCUGUGACAAGUUACAAAGAAGUGCUGAGGCAGUGCCCACUCGCGCUGGAUGCCAUCUUGGGCUUGUUGUCACUCUCAGUGAAAGGUGCAGAAGUGGCCUCCAUGACGAUGAAUGUGAUCCAGAGUAUCCCAAACCUGGACUGGCUUUCGGUGUGGAUCAAGGCAUAUGCUUUUGUGCACACGGGUGAUAACACCCGAGCCAUCAACACCAUCUGCUCAUUGGAGAAGAAGUCACUUCUGAGGGAUAAUGUGGAUAUUCUGGGGAGUUUAGCAGAUCUGUAUUUCAGAGCCGGUGACAAUAAGAACGCAAUUCUAAAAUUUGAACAAGCACAGAUGUUGGAUCCAUAUUUAAUAAAAGGGAUGGACGUCUAUGGUUACCUGUUAGCCCGUGAAGGUCGCCUGGAGGAUGUAGAGAAUCUAGGCUGCCGUCUCUUCAACAUCUCUGAUCAGCACGCCGAGCCUUGGGUGGUAUCAGGGUGCCACAGUUUCUACAGCAAGCGCUACUCCCGGGCCUUGUAUUUGGGAGCCAAAGCCAUUCAGCUGAACAGCAACAGUGUGCAGGCGCUGCUGCUGAAAGGCGCUGCGCUUCGGAACAUGGGGCGGGUGCAGGAAGCCAUCAUACACUUCCGCGAAGCAAUACGGCUCGCGCCUUGUCGGCUGGACUGCUAUGAAGGUCUUAUUGAAUGCUACUUGGCAUCCAACGGUCUCCGUGAAGCCACGGUGAUGGCUAAUAACGUGUACAAAACCCUGGGAGCCAACGCACAGACUCUUACUCUCUUGGCAACUGUUUGCCUGGAAGAUCCAGUUGCGCAGGAAAAAGCAAAGACACUGCUGGACAAAGCCUUGACGCAGCGCCCUGAUUACAUCAAAGCCGUGGUGAAGAAGGCGGAGCUUCUCAGCCGAGAACAGAAAUACGAAGAGGGAAUUGCUCUGCUGCGGAAUGCCCUGGCCAACCAGAGUGACUGCAUUCUCCAUCGCAUGUUAGGGGACUUCCUCGUGGCUGUGAAUGAGUACCAGGAGGCCAUGGACCAGUACAGCAUUGCUCUCAGUUUGGAUCCCAAUGAUCAGAAGUCACUGGAGGGAAUGCAGAAAAUGGAAAAAGAAGAAAGUCCAACAGACGCCACCCAGGAGGAGGAUGUGGAUGACAUGGAAGGGAGUGGAGAGGAAGGGGAUCUCGAAGGGAGUGACAGCGAGGCCGCCCAAUGGGCCGACCAGGAGCAGUGGUUUGGCAUGCAGUGAGGCAGGCCGCCUCCGAGGUGACCGGGAGUCAUGGCACUUGGUGGGCUUGACCCGAGAUGUCCUGCUUCUCCCUGGCAUGAAGAAUCCCAAGGCCAGAGAGCACCGCUGCCAAAACUGGACUGAGGCCAUGAUCCAAAGCAGCUGAGCAAUUUGGGGGGGAAACCAGCAGCACCACCCCGUUCUUUUUCUGCUUUCUGAGCUCAAUGCUCCUUAUUUAAUGAGACAGCUGAGCCACUUCAAUGGAUUGGUGGUGGGCAGGCAUCGGUGUCAAACUGCAACGUAGAGUUCUCGUUUCUAAAAUUAGACGCUUGUAAACGUAUUAUAAAGCAUUUCUCAAUCA